AUAAAGUUAUUUUAAAUAAUAUUUAUUCGAAAAACGAAUGGUCUACGCAAGGCCUUCGAAUAUGGAUUAUAGAACCAUUUAAAAGACUUAGAGUAGUUUAUCAUGGAUUUUUAAGAAACCGUCUAUCAAACGACAGCAACAAUAACAUUGAAUAUGUCCAAUUUCGAUUCAUUUGGAAUGCGGCAUCAAAUUCACUUAUUAAAUCUCCUCAAGAUUACACCACCAAUCUUUUGGCGGACGAUAUAUCAAGGGAGGAAUGGAAAGAUCAGGAGUGGCUGGAGUUAAUGGGUGACCAAAAAGGGUACGAACAAUACGGCGCAUUUAUAGGAUAUAUUGGGGGUGCCCAGUUCCCAGCGGAAACCCCUCUACAUGUUCCCGGAUUCCGUAAAAGAUAUUACGGAACAUCGGAUACUUAUUGCCUCGAUAGAGAUAUUUGUUUGUACGUUACCGCGCGUGAUGGUACCUUAUUUUGUAUUGGGGCGAAACGAUUCAAAUGGGGUUGUAAAAAUUUGAGAUAUGGGACCGUAUAUUUUGGGAAUGGGAAUUUAUUUGCGAUAAAGGAAAACGAUAUUUUCUUGGAAUACCAAGGAGCGGACGAAAUCGUACCAAAAACAUUAACAGCACAUUUUUCUGUUGACGGUAAGGAUUUAAAGUGCGUAAUUCAUAUAAACCCAAAAACAAUAAUACAAUUCGAAAACAAGUUCCAAGAUGGCUGGAUUAGAAAGCAAGGCUUAGCUAAUUGUGUAGUUAAUGGUGAAGAUGCCAAAGGGAUCAUCAGUUUUUGGUAUCAAACUCAAAAUUCCGAAGACAAAGUCCGAAUUCAAACUAUAGUCAAACCGUCACAUUCGAAAAACUACUUGCCGCCAGAAAAUUUUGUACUACCCUUUACCGACCCCUUGUCUACUAAAAUAGCCCUGACAGGAGGAAAAGGAGCUUCCCUAUCCCUACUCACAGCGAUACAAACGAAUGACUUUAUUGUGCCAGCGGGGUUUGUAAUACUUAGCAAUGCCCUAAACAAACUUUUAGAAGAAAAUAAGAACAUCAAACGGGCCCUUGAACAACUAGAGCAUGCCUGUUUCGGAAAAAGUGAUCGAAAUAUUGGAGACUGUUGUGAAGAAGUUACCAGUUUGUUAGCAAAAGAACCAGUACCUCGAGAUAUUGCAAACGAAAUUAUCAAAAAUUUGAAUUUGCCCUCAAAAAAUGGUACGCCUGAAGUAAAAUGGGCAGUCCGAUCGUCAGGAACCAUCGAAGAUUCGGAGGAAUUCUCAACCGCUGGUCAAAACGCGACAUAUUUGGGUUGCCAAACAGAAGAAGAAAUUUUAGAAGCUGUACCGAGAUGCUGGGCGUCGUUAUUCACAUUUCAAAGCGUCCACUACAGAAGGAACCAUGGACUACCCAUCGUCACCGACAUGGCGGUAAUCGUACAGAAAAUGGUCCCGUCGGACACUUCCGGUGUAAUCUUUACAUGUCACCCUUCCACAUCCGAUAUGUCCCAAAUGGUCAUAACUUCCAAUUACGGCCUUGGAGAGAGUGUCGUAUCUGGGCAAGCCGACCCUGACACCUACAUUUUAUCAAAGACCUGGGACGACAAGAUUUCCAUAUUAUCGAAACAGAAAGGGUCGAAAAAAGUUAAAGUUGUUAUGGCACACAAGGGUACCAAAGUUACCGAAAUCGACCCGGAAUCGGAAGAAGAAUGGAGUUUAUCGUCCGAACAAGCACUAACAUUAGGAAAAGUUGGCUUGCACAUAGAAAAAACGUUUGGGUCGCCGAGGGACAUAGAAUGGUCCUUUUGCGAGGGUCAACUUUAUAUUUUACAAUCGCGACCAGUUACAACAUUAAAUUCGUGGACGGAUUUCGAACUGACCCACGAAUACGAUACCCCCGUAGUGGGACCAGAUUUCGCGUACACCAAAGCCAACGUGGGGGAGGUAAAACCUGGGGCAGAGACCGUUCUAUCACACGACCUCGUUACUACGACCAUAAACAACUCUUUUACAAACCUUAACAAAGUCAAAGCCAAAGCGAUAAUUACGAGUCAUCAUAACUGUCUGAUGGACAUAAUAAACACUUUACUAUCAAGAACCGAAGAAGAUAUAAGUAUGGGAGUAAGGGCUUGUGAACUGGCCGUUUUCGGGCAUUAUGCCAUAAACGAAAAGAUGCACAAUAUGGCAAAAAAAAUUUUCGGAACCAAAAAAACUUAUCAGUUAAUUCCAGAAAUGUUAACACUUUUCAAAAAUACUGAUGCCACUGUAGCAGAGACCGAACAAAUUGCAAAAAAUCUAGAAAUAAUAAUCGAUAAUAACGAUUCUUGCGAAACCAUACUCAAAAAAAUCAAAGAGGCAUUGAAAAUUAUAGAAACGGUCACAGACCGAUACUGCCACAUCUCGAGGGUUAAUGUUUUUUAUCAAGCCAUCGUGUUCAGCGUCUUAACCAAUAACAAAACCGACAUAAAUGACGAAGUAUUUCAAGACAUUGUAUUGAUACUAUCGAUCUCAGCAAACAUUAUAUCGGCAACAAUUCCGAAACAAUUGGAACUGAUUGCAAAAACUAUAAAAAAAGAAAAUAUCAGCGAAGAAUUCGUCAACAUUGACCCGAAACUGGGACUUGAAUGGCUAGGAAAUAAAUCGCCAACUGUAAAAAGUUUACUGAGUAAUUUCCUAGACAUCCACGGACACCGAGUUUAUAAAGAAUUCGAACUAGCUGAACGUUCAUGGAAAGAAGAUCCAAGCAGGCUCAUUAGCAUGAUACAGGCCAAUUGUCGUAAGCAAACAACACACGAAAAAACAAAAGAAAAUUUAACAGUUGACGAAACUCUAAAUAAACUUCAGACAUUGAAAAGUUAUCCAAAAAGGAUCAUCUUAAAGUAUUUCAUCAACAAGUGCAUAAAGUCCAUGCUGGAUCGCGAAAAAACAAAAUGUGAUGUAAUAAUGGUAAUAGACAAACUCAAAAGGGCAAUUCGCACUUUAUCAACGCGAAUGGUGCGCAACGGUCACCUGCCCCACGACCAUUUAAUUUUUCAUUUGAGUUUGUACGAAAUUGAAAAAAUUAUCAAAAAAGAAAACAUUGCACUAGUGGCUAAGGCAACAAGAAGAAAGAAACUUUAUCCCCAAUGGAAUGAUCUGAAAUUCCCCGAAAUUGUGUGGGGAGUUCCAGAGCCAUUAAAGAAAAAGUCCCUUCUAGAACUGCUAUCCUCUCAUAGGGAAGGGGUAUCCGUAAAGGGCACUCCCGUGUAUCCGGGAGACGCGGUAGCAAGAGCGUGUGUUAUAAAAUCGAUCGACAACAUCGACCAUUUAAAAAAUGGCGACAUUCUUAUCACUUAUUCAACUGACAUAGGGUGGUCACCGUACUUCCCCAUGCUAUCUGGGAUAGUUACUGAAAUAGGGGGACUUAUAUCACACGGAGCAGUGGUAGCUAGGGAAUAUGGCCUGCCCUGUAUCGUUGGGGUUGAAAAUGCAACAGAAAUGUUUAAAACAGGAGACAAAAUACUUUUGUCCGGUAAAGAAGGAAUAAUAAGUCUUUUAAACGAUAGCAACAACACGGAAUAAUAAUAAAAAUAUUUAGUACACAUUA
This is a messenger RNA of Agrilus planipennis (emerald ash borer), 3570 nucleotides long. RefSeq names its product putative phosphoenolpyruvate synthase. Gene Ontology annotation, biological process: phosphorylation. The record is from RefSeq and is a predicted model, not a curated record. Gene Ontology annotation, molecular function: kinase activity; ATP binding. The transcript has 18 exons. The coding region runs from base 285 to 3545 and encodes 1086 amino acids. NCBI's taxonomy places the organism in Eukaryota, Metazoa, Arthropoda, Insecta, Coleoptera, Buprestidae.